Sitodiplosis mosellana (orange wheat blossom midge) is the source of this 1146-nucleotide messenger RNA. RefSeq names its product elongation factor Ts, mitochondrial (gene mEFTs). The transcript has 2 exons. Bases 168 to 1079 code for a protein of 303 amino acids. The record is from RefSeq and is a predicted model, not a curated record. Gene Ontology annotation, molecular function: protein binding; translation elongation factor activity. Gene Ontology annotation, cellular component: mitochondrial matrix. Gene Ontology annotation, biological process: mitochondrial translational elongation. Lineage: Eukaryota; Metazoa; Arthropoda; Insecta; Diptera; Cecidomyiidae.
GCUCAUUUCCAGGCUAACCAAAAAUCUAUUGGUUUCCAUUAAAUUUCAUCAUAUAUUUAAUAGUUACAGAAAAAAAAUUUAGCUCCCUAAUUCUAGCUCGUUCAGAGCCUUAAUUUAACUCAAAGUGGUGUUUUUCGCAUAAAUUUCGGUUUUAAUCGUUCAUAAAUAUGUUUUGCAGACAAAUUGUGCGUCAAUCAUUGAAUAACAUUCGAUGUUAUUCAGCAGAGAAAAGUCCGUUGGCACUUCUGCGAAAAAAGACCGGGUACUCAUUUGUGAAUUGCAAAAAAGCGUUGGAGUUGCAUAAUAACGAUGUUACAAAGGCGGAACAAUGGCUGAAAGAACAGGCACAGGCAAUGGGUUGGGCAAAGGCAACAAAAUUGGAGGGUCGUGAAACAGCCCAGGGACUCGUCGGUGUUGUUCUGCAGAAAAACAUCGGUGCACUAAUUGAAGUGAACUGUGAAACAGACUUUGUGGCCCGCAAUGAAAAAUUCCAACAGUUUGUGGAUUUGGCAUCGAAAGCAUGCUUGAAAUAUGUCAGUGGUCUUCCGGAAAGCGAUCUCAUCUCACGAACGGAAUUCCAAGCGGAAUCGCUCAAAAAUUUGGUGAGCAGUAACAACAAAAAAUUGGCGGACGAAAUGGCUCUAAUGAUUGGUUCGGUUGGUGAGAAUGCAGCACUCAGGCGCGCUGUCUGCUUCAAAGUCCCACAAUCCGUACAGCUAAUUGGAAUGGCAUAUCCAUCGCCAAAUGUUGUUGCCGAUAACGAAACUCAGGGCGGAAGCAUCGGAACCAUUGUUGGUAUUCGUAGCCAAACAGAAGUCACCGACGAAUUGAAGAAAAAUCUCUGUCUACAGGUUAUCGGAAGCAAUCCAUUGAAAGUGGGCAACAAAGAACAAGAUAAACCGGCUAAGGAUUCUGAUGAUGAAACUUGCUUAAUUUUCCAAGAAUAUGUAUUCGAUCCAACAAUCAAAGUCGGGCAAUUGCUUGAAGAAAGACAAAUCGAAAUAGUCGAUUACCAACGAUACAAGUGCGGCGAAAAUGUGGACAGUGAAGAAAAUGUUAGCGCUGCCACAGCCAAUUAGAACUUUAUACAUGAAUGUAUGUGUAAUAUUGUAAGUUUCCCAUAAUAAAUUUCGUUGAAUUGUAGGA